Messenger RNA from Fusarium keratoplasticum, 1032 nucleotides. Its product is annotated as Abhydrolase-3 domain-containing protein. Gene Ontology annotation, molecular function: hydrolase activity. NCBI's taxonomy places the organism in Eukaryota, Fungi, Ascomycota, Sordariomycetes, Hypocreales, Nectriaceae. The transcript is spliced from 2 exons. The record is from RefSeq and is a predicted model, not a curated record. Bases 1 to 1032 code for a protein of 343 amino acids.
AUGAAUAGCUUCCCCCUUGCAGGCUUUCUGGGCUACACGGCAAAAACGUUUAGCUACAAGACCACUUCGGAUGGCGACAUUUCUGUUGAUGUCGUCUACCCGGAGGAGACGGAUGGUUCUCCUAGUACUGUUCUCAUCCAUUAUCACGGCGGAUUCCUAAUUUUUGGUGACAGAUACAGUUUCUUGCCGUACUGGCUGGUUCACGCCUGUACCUCUCGCAAAUGGAUCUUUGUGACGCCCGAAUAUCGUCUAAUUCCGGAGACGACGGCACACAGCGCUGUUGAGGAUGCCGCAGAUGCUUACGAGUGGGUUCGGUCCUCACUUCCAGGUCUCCUGGGUCGCUCAAUCGGCUCGGUCCUGGUAUCGGGCUCGAGUGCCGGAGGUUACUUGGCACUCACGACGGGAACCUUGGCCAAACAGAAGCCCGAAGCUUUGUUGCCCAUCUAUGGGAUGCUUGAUCCUGCCGGGUCUCGCUAUACGACACCUGGCUCUAGCAUCUUUGGUCAACCCGUCUUCGACACAAAGCCCGUCCUUCAGCAGUUCCCCAAGAAGAAGGAAAACGAAGAGAGAAAGUCCAUCUCUGCUUGCCCUCAAACUGAAGAUUCAGCAAAUGAUCCCAGGUUCUCUCUAGCGGCGGCACUCCAUAUCGAAGCCCUGUUCCCCGAUUACAUAACCGGCGUCGACGGCCUGAGCCGUGCACUUGCCGAGGAGGGCAUCAAGGCAAUCCCCGAGAAAGACAAGAAGCUCUUCCCACUGUCGUUUGGGAACUUGGUUGAUCUUCCCCGUACCUUUCUGCUCCACGGCGUCAAUGAUUCAGCUGUACCCAUCGAGAACAGCGUGACCGCAGCUGAGAAGCUUCGGGCGGCGACAUCGAGCGAAAUCAUCACCGAGUUCCCCGAGGAUGCGGAACAUGGGUUUGAUUGUAGGAUCGGUAAUGUCAACGUGGAAGGAAAGGAAGGGGAUAAAGUCCUCGCAGUGGAGAGCCUGAGGAGGGCUAUUCAGUUCCUGGAAUCGUCGGUUAUCAAACCAUAG